This is a messenger RNA of Fonsecaea erecta, 1776 nucleotides long. RefSeq lists its product as hypothetical. Gene Ontology annotation, cellular component: fungal-type vacuole. The record is from RefSeq and is a predicted model, not a curated record. Gene Ontology annotation, biological process: proteolysis. Gene Ontology annotation, molecular function: serine-type carboxypeptidase activity. The transcript is spliced from 3 exons. The coding region runs from base 1 to 1776 and encodes 591 amino acids. Lineage: Eukaryota; Fungi; Ascomycota; Eurotiomycetes; Chaetothyriales; Herpotrichiellaceae.
AUGGUCUCCCUACUUUCGACGGCGCUGCUGCUGCUGGCCUCCAGCACGCAGCUCGCCUUCUCCCAAUUCGUGGCCGCGCCCAAGAACUUGACCAGCAAGGCCGGUUACGCAGGUGUGACGGUGCGAUACAAGUCGGUGCCGGCGGGCAUCUGCGAGCAGGACCCCGACGUGAAGAGCUAUGCCGGCUACGCCGACGUGUCGCCUGGACAGCACAUCUUCUGGUGGUUCUUCGAGGCGCGCAACGUGGACCCCACGACGGCGCCGCUGACCAUCUGGAUUAACGGCGGGCCCGGGUCGUCGUCGAUGAUCGGGCUCUUUCAAGAGCUGGGACCGUGCCGGGUCAACGAGGACGGCGAGGCUGUGAACAACCCCUACUCGUGGACCAACGUCUCCAACGUCAUCUUCAUCGACCAGCCCACCCAGGUCGGCUUCAGCUACUCGUCGCCCGUGCCCGGCUACGAGGACCCCAACUCGGGCUUCCUCGUCCAGCUGCCCAACAACACCUGUCCCGAAUACGCCAGUGACUGGGGCUGCGGGACCUACUCGUACUGGAACGAGUCCCUGACCGCGAACAGCACGCCCGCCACCGCGCCGAACAUGUGGAAGACACUCCAGGGAUUCAUGGGCGCGUUCCCGCAGUAUGCGAGACAGCAGAUCAACUUUGCGACCGAGUCGUAUGGCGGACACUACGGGCCUCUCAUGUCGGAGUACUUUGAAGAGCAGAACGCAAAGAACAUCACCGGCGCACACAACAUCCAGCUGGAGCACCUGCUGAUCGGCAACGGCUGGUACGAUCCGUUGAUCCAAUACCAGGCCUACUACAACUUCACCGUGUUCCCGGGCAACACAUACAACUAUGAUCCCUUUAACCAGAGCAUCAAGAACCAAAUGUACAACAACCUGUACGGGCCGGGCAACUGCUACGACCAGACGGUGGACUGCUACGCGCGGGGUGUCAACGAGAUCUGCACGGCGGCGGACGACUUCUGCGCCGAGAACGUCGAGAACCUGUACGACGUGUACCUGAACCGCGACGAGUACGACGUGCGCUACAUCAUGCCCAACCCGUUCCCGCCCACCUUCUACGUCGACUACCUCAACACGGCGCGCGUGCAGGCCGCCAUCGGCGCCUACGUCAACUACACGGAGAGCAACGCGGCGGUGGGCAACGCGUUCGGCAGCACGGGCGACGACGACCGCGAGAUCGGCACCGUCGAGGCCCUGCAGCGGCUCCUCACCCAGAACGUGUCGGUGACCAUGUACUUCGGCGACGCCGACUACAACUGCAACUGGCUGGGCGGGCAGGUGGUGGCGGAGCACGUCGCGGCGCCCGGCUACGGCAGCGCGGGCUUCGUCAACAUCUCGACGCCCGACGGCGUGGUGCACGGCCAGGUGCGCCAGAGCGGCGCCUUCGCCUUCGUGCGCAUCUUCCAGUCCGGCCACGAGGUGCCGUUCUUCCAGCCGCUGGUGUCGCUGGAGAUGGUGGCCCGCACCAUCGCGGGCAAGGACGUCGCCACGGGCAAGACCGCCGUCACCCCCGGCUACCGCACCGCGGGCGCCCCGGCCACGACGUACCGCGAGGGCAACGCCACCAUCCAGUUCUCCGUCACCCCGCCCGACGCCAUCUACAACACCACCACCAGCAUGCCGCAGAACUCGACGACGAGCAGCGGUGGUGGUGGCGGUGAUAAGUUGAUGAUGACCAAGCGUGCGAGAUAUAGUCUGAAGCAGGCCAAGAAGGUCAAGCGCGACAAGUUGGGCGGGUGGGCGAAAUAA